Drosophila subpulchrella is the source of this 1478-nucleotide messenger RNA. RefSeq names its product peptidyl-prolyl cis-trans isomerase, rhodopsin-specific isozyme (gene ninaA). The record is from RefSeq and is a predicted model, not a curated record. Bases 55 to 765 code for a protein of 236 amino acids. The transcript is spliced from 2 exons. NCBI's taxonomy places the organism in Eukaryota, Metazoa, Arthropoda, Insecta, Diptera, Drosophilidae. Gene Ontology annotation, molecular function: peptidyl-prolyl cis-trans isomerase activity. Gene Ontology annotation, cellular component: intracellular membrane-bounded organelle. Gene Ontology annotation, biological process: protein folding; protein peptidyl-prolyl isomerization.
CUGUUUAUUUCAUCAGCGCGUUAGGACCACCGGAGAUCCCAAGACUGCGCGACUAUGAAGCUCCUCAGUGUGAUAAUCCUCUGCAGCUACUUUUUGGCCGUUGUCAGUGGGCUGAGCUUCACGGUGACGUCGCGGAUAUACAUGGAUGUGAAGCACAACAAGAAGCCGGUGGGCAGGAUUACCUUUGGCCUGUUCGGGAAGCUGGCUCCCAAGACGGUGGCCAAUUUCCGGCACAUAUGUCUGCGCGGCAUCAACGGAACCAGCUACGUGGGAUCGCGUUUCCAUCGCGUGGUGGAACGCUUUCUCGUCCAAGGCGGCGACAUUCUCAAUGGCGAUGGAACUGGCUCCAUUAGCAUCUACGGAGAGUACUUCCCGGACGAGGACAAGGCCUUGGAAGUGGAGCACAACAGACCGGGCUACUUGGGCAUGGCCAAUCGCGGUGCGGAUACCAAUGGCUGCCAGUUCUAUGUGACAACCGUGGGCGCAAAGUGGCUGGAUGGAAAGCACACCGUUUUUGGCAAGGUGCUGGAAGGAAUGGAAACCAUCUACGCUAUCGAGGAUGUGAAAACAGACACGGAUGACUUCCCCGUGGAGCCAGUGGUGAUCUCAAACUGCGGCGAAAUCCCCACGGAACAGUUUGAAUUCUACCCGGACGACUUCAACAUUCUCGGCUGGAUCAAAGCGGCUGGUCUGCCCGUGAUCAGUUCCUUCUGCGUGCUGCUCAUCUUCCACUACUUUUUCCGCCAGCUCAAUAUGUAUUGCUGAGGGCUUUUGCUUUUACACAAAGUAUAAGCUUUAUUACUGCACAUACGUCUAAGAAGCCCACCCAUCCACUCACUUUAAACAAAAACCCACAAUAAAUACAUAUAAAAUUUCAAGAUGUGCCUAGGAAACGAUGACGCCUUUUAGUAGGACAGGAAGAGUCGGACCCAUGUGCAACUGUGGAUUAUAAGAUGGAAUUAAAUAGAUAGAAUCAGUCCCAAGCCCAAGUUACUCACAUCGAUGAACAGGUAGUCCUCCACCAGCUGAUCCUUCGCAUAGAAACGUGACUCAGGCUUAAAGAAUCCGACCAUGGUCACGUCCACUCCGGAAUAGUUGGACAGGCAGCCCGAGAAGAUCUUGGCCAGGGUGAAAUGGUGCUUGUGAUCCGGAUAAACGGAGGGAUUCAGGCUGUUGUAGUACUCCUCGAUCAGGCGCCGGUCCUUUGGCGCCAGAUCUCGCUGGUGCUUCACCAUCUUGUCCAGGUCGAAGGAGUGGGCAUGCUUCAGCUUGGGAUCCUGCUCCGCGUCUAGCAGGCGUUCAAGCAUAUUCCUGUACUUUUCUUUGAAGUACUCCAGUGCCGUGCACUUCUCAGCCCAGAAGGAGAAUUUUUUAUCGGCACUAAGGGAUUGGUUUAUUUGUGUUUAUGUAUACGGUUUACCAUUUGAUUUUCAGAUACCAACAUAUUUCUAUUAAAUAAGAUAUUCAAAUUUAAAAUA